ACUAUCCCUUUGGGCCUCGGCUCCAUUGGGCAGCGGCUUCGGCCAAUCCACCAGACGAUUGACCGAACCGGAAAGUCACAGCCACAAUGUGACGGACACGAUACCGGGUGCUGCCGCCGGGGGCGGCACUGGCCUCGGGUGGACCCUCGACGAGGACCGCUACAACCUGGCCAAGUUUGACCAAACCAAUGGAGCGUGGCCGAUCGAUUCGCCGUUACCGCUUCCGAAGUGGUCGACCAAACCGGCCGAACCGUACAUUGUCGAGAAGGUGUGGCAGUAUGAAGAUUUGAUAGGUCUGAUUGAAACGAAACUACAGCGGAUGUUGGAGGAAACUCAUUACAAUACAGCGAACAACUUUGUGGAUUUUCACAAGGCAUACCGCGGCACUCACAGUGCCAGCCAGGAUCUUAGAACACAUUUCCAAAACUAUAAGAUACCGAUCAACCGUCGGCAUCACAUGUGCGUCAGCUUGGGGAUGGAAAUUGUGUCCAGAUUAGCCGAACACCAUCCGGAGAUAGCCAAACAUUGUUAUCUGGUCUCGUGCGAGGAAGCAGUCGAGGAAUCCGAAUCCUACGUCGCUCACUGCGAAGAGAAGAACAUCGAGUAUGCCGGACCAAAUUUGGAGAAGGAGCACGCCCUGGUGGCCAUGCGCGUCGUGGUCGGAGGGCGUGAAGGUGUGCUAAUUCUCGAUCCUGGCUAUCAUGUGGCACGCGCUGUAACUGUAAUGAAAGAUCAAUGUUAUCCGCAUACCGGCUGGUUUACGCAAUCAGAUGAACCACACAGCAAACGGGAGUACUGCUACGUAUUCAGUAACCACUGCUCUAAUUACAUCACCUGGACGGAACGCAUGACACGCGCAGGCAAGCAGCAGUACGAGAUGUCAGUAAUUUACAUGGAAAGACCCUACCGGACAGCUAUCGAUGUGACAGUUCGUAGAAAUUUAGUUUACAACUUCCGCUCGCUGUUGUCCCGCGAUGCUAAAGGCCGUGUCUGUGCUGGAGUAUAUUUUCCGAUCGUUCCAAAUCCAAGUGAAGCCCAGUUUACGCUGUUCUACGACAGUGCCAACGACACACAAGUGAAGCAGAAAUUCAAGUUCUCCUCAUUUAAAGAUUCCAAAAAGAUCCCUGAGAACGUAAUGACUCAUCUGGAACAUCUGGCACCCCAACUGCGUAUGGAGCUGGCCGAGCUUACUGCAUUAAUGACGGAUCUGGCAAGUGCCGUACAGGAUGUGGAAUUUGUGAAGCAAGUGCUCGAGAUUAACAACAGCAUCAACGAAAUGUCAGCCGAUAAUUGAAAAAUCUAAAUCUAUUUGCUUUGUCGCUUCACAUCAAUUUACUAUAGUACAUAUUGGAGUAUUACCAUGCAUACGAAAAUUAGUGUUUAACAACAGAACUAAGUUUUCGCUACAAAUUCAUUCAUUUACGUUCACCUCAGCACAUAGAUAUGAUUGAACUGAUGAAUCAAUCAUUAUUCACGGAAAACAAAACGUAUCUAAUCGUACCAUAUAAAUACAAAUUACUACAAUUUAUUGAUAUACCUAUUAAACACUAGACAACGCAGACAGUUUUAACUAUUAGAUUUUUCAACAACAGCACUUGACUUUAAUCAAACUUUGACAUAGCAAGAAAACAAACCCGUCAUCAUUUAUCGGGACGAAUCGGGCGCUUAAAUGUCGUAAUAUGAAAAUCAAAUCACAAUUCACUACUGGUAGAUCUUGUGUAGGCCGCUGGAAAACGGGCAGCCACGACCGUCGUGUGCCGUGUGGACAGUUUCUUCUUUCCUUAAAAUACAACAAACAUUACAUACCGUUAUAAAAUAGCUAAGUUAAACCUUUUCGUGGAUUGGAUAAGUAGAGGGAAAAACCAUGUAAUCUGUAUACUUUUCAUAUAAACGUAUCUAUUUGGAA
Sabethes cyaneus is the source of this 1906-nucleotide messenger RNA. RefSeq lists its product as uncharacterized. The transcript is spliced from 3 exons. The record is from RefSeq and is a predicted model, not a curated record. Bases 320 to 1294 code for a protein of 324 amino acids. NCBI's taxonomy places the organism in Eukaryota, Metazoa, Arthropoda, Insecta, Diptera, Culicidae.